UUUUGCAGGUUAAUUAUUUUAAUGCGUAAAGUUAAAUUAAGGUUCCCCAUCAAACAAGUUAAAUAGUUAAUAUUAAUGAACGUAUGAAACAUUGUAUUAAUAUUAUGACGUAAAUAGCGACUGGAACGGUGACCAAUCACAGAGUUUCCCUUCGGUAACUCGCGCGCCGCAGUUGCCAUGGUAACGGUCGAAUUUGGCGGCAAAGUUGAAAGUAAAAUAAAGUUAAAAGUGAAAAGUUUUAACGGAGACAAAACGCACAAACACCAGGAACUCGCAAAAGGGAGUUGAGCCAUCCUGCGUUUUUCUGGAGCUGUCGACCCUCAAAUCACAGCAAUGGAGGUGGGAACCAAGGACUUGAAGGAUGCUCUUCCAAGACACCAUCCCAUUGUGCAUGUGGAGGUCAUCCAGAAAUCCGACAGCACGGCAAAGAUGGAGGUCGUGGUGUCACACGUGAUGGAGCUGCUGAAGAGGCACCCGCUAGUGCUGUCUGACAUGUCUUGGGACUCGUUUGAAGACAGCUUCCUCCAAACCCACGUCCGGUCGGUGUCCAUCACGGACUUGGACCUGGAGUUCAAUGACCAACAGAUGGUGGAGCUACUGCAAACACCUGUGGAGGUGCACGUGAUCCAGCUGAAUGACGAGGGGCCAUCCAUGGAGGAGCUGAACCAGGGUGACGAGAAUCUCCCUGCAGCCCACCACUGGAUCCUGCCUUCAACCGAAUUCCAUGGACUUUGGGAAAGUCUGGUCUACGAUUCCGAGAUUAAACUGCAGCUGCUCAAUUACGUGAUGACGACACUGCUGUUCUCGGACAAGAACGUGAACAGCAACGUCAUCUCCUGGAAUCGCGUGGUCCUCCUGCACGGACCUCCGGGCACGGGAAAGACGUCCCUGUGUAAAGCCCUGGCACAGAAGCUCUGUAUAAGGCUGUCGAAAAGGUAUCGAUACGGGCAGCUGAUUGAGAUUAACAGCCACAGCCUCUUCUCUAAAUGGUUCUCGGAGAGUGGCAAGUUGGUGAUGAAGAUGUUUCAGAAGAUCCAGGAGAGCAUCGACGACCAGGAGGCCCUUGUCUGCGUGCUCAUUGAUGAGGUGGAGAGCUUGACGGCGUCGCGCUCCGCGUCGCACUCGGGAACGGAGCCGUCGGACGCAAUCCGCGUGGUGAACGCGCUCCUCACCCAGAUCGACCAGAUCAAGCGGUACUCCAAUGUGAUCAUCCUGACAACGUCAAACAUCACGGGGAAAAUCGACGCAGCCUUCGUCGAUCGUGCCGACAUCAAGCAGUACAUCGGGCCCCCCUCGGUCUUGGCCAUCUACCAGAUCUUCCUGUCUUGCCUCGUGGAGCUCAUGAAGAAGGGCAUCAUCCGUACACACCAACUGCUGAGCUUCCGGCAGCUGGAGAUGAUGAAAUUUGCCGAAACAGACAUGUCGCAGCCCAGCCUGUACCUCCACACCAUCGCUAAAAAGAGCGAGGGCCUGAGUGGAAGGGUCCUGCGGAAACUCCCCUUCAUCGCCCACGCGCUCUACGUUAAGGAAUCCACUACACUGUCAUGCUUCCUGGAGGCGUUGUCGCAGGCCGUCGAUCGUCAGUUCACCGAGCGCGCCAAUCUCGCCUAGCGGACUCGGAAUUCC
Molecule: messenger RNA, 1626 nt
Organism: Lethenteron reissneri (Far Eastern brook lamprey)
Lineage: Eukaryota; Metazoa; Chordata; Hyperoartia; Petromyzontiformes; Petromyzontidae
Product: pachytene checkpoint protein 2 homolog
Biological process (GO): meiotic recombination checkpoint signaling; reciprocal meiotic recombination
Cellular component (GO): chromosome; nucleus
Molecular function (GO): ATP binding; ATP hydrolysis activity
Source: RefSeq, a predicted model, not a curated record